This is a messenger RNA of Paramuricea clavata, 2635 nucleotides long. Lineage: Eukaryota; Metazoa; Cnidaria; Anthozoa; Malacalcyonacea; Plexauridae. The record is from the annotation of a GenBank genome assembly.
AUGCCAUGUCGUACUGUGGGACAUGCAGUAAAGAUAUCCAAUAAUGGAUACCAAAUUGAUAUUGAUCAUGCACAAGGAAGACUUUAUACGGAGUGCGAGAAUAUGACACAAUCAACGUGCUCUAUCGAGUUGACAAAAUCUGUUUCAUUUCAUGGUAUCAAUGGACGAGCGGAACUUCGAUGUAAAAAAAGUUGUAAGUUUUUUUAUCAUAAAGAGCCCAAAUUCUAAUGCAACGCGUAUCAAAGUCGUUAACUUGGUUAUAUCAAAUUCAGACACUGUAACUGAGCUUCACGAAGGAACCAGGUCGGAAUUAGUAUUUCAAAACAUGUUGGUCAUAGAUAACCUUUACGCUAUAUACAGCAAAUAUUCGAUUGCAUGACUGUUCCAUUAUGAUAACCAACUCGAGUUUCGAGCAUAAUUUUCACUGGGGAAUUCAACUGCGAUGUGCCAAUCUCACCUUUUUUACAAACUCCAGUACCUUCAAAUUAACUCCUGUACAGUCCUUGACAAAUAUUGCUGAAAAGCCAAGACGCUGGAAAAAAACAGAGAUUUUGGUCCGAAAUACGAUCUUUGACGGUAGAAAUGUUCAAAAAUGCGUCUCAAUGCUCACGAUAAAGCCAUUUGCAGCCAUAUUCAAUGUUACAAUAACUGACUCAGAGUUCAAAAAUCAUGUUGCCAUUUGUAGGUCCAAAUACACAAAUCAGUUUUCUAUAUUACGACCAUCAGUCAACACCUUGUGGUCUAACUCAAACUGUAUCCGAAGCGACAAGAACAGUAAAUACUGCUUGUUCUACAACAACAACAUGCCUUGAUCUUAUAUUCACCAAUAAUCCUGAACAAAAUAUGUCUAAUUGUAAAGUUAUUUCUUUAGGUUUUACCGAUCACGAUCUUACGGUACUGUCGAUAAAGUCUAAAAUUCCCAAAGGACCUUCGAAAGUGGUUUACAAACGCAGUUAUAAGCAUUUUUCUGCAGAGAAAUUUAUUAAUGACUUGAAACUUAUUCCGUUCUGGUUGGUUGAAUCGUCGGAUGACCCUAAUGAGGCACUUGAUACAUUUCUUAAUCUGUUCAGAGAUAUUGCGGACAUUCAUGCCCCUAUUAGGUAAUAUACAGUUAAAUCAAAACCCGCUCCUUGGAUAACUCAAAAUAUUCGCGACUUAAUGUUGAUGAGAGAUGCAGCAAAACGUGAGGCGAAGGUCUCUGGUUUUCCUUCUGACUGGGCGGUUUAUAGGAAGUUGAGAAACCAUGUCGUUAAGGUUAACUGAGAAAGCAAAAGAGCAUAUUUUCUUGAAGCUAUUAAUAAUAGCAAAAAAGAUCCAAAGUCAAUGUGGAAGACAAUAAACAAUUUGUUAGGACGCUCAAAUUGUCCAAUACCAACUUAUGCAGAGAGUAAUGGUGAAAUUUACACAAAACCUAAAGAUAUUGCCAAUCAUUUCGCAAAGUUCUUUAAUGAAAAAAUAAAGAAAAAUAGAUUUGAGAUGUCCAACCCGAUAGAUACGGAGUAUGUAACUAAAUCAAUUACCGAAAUAAUGACUGGAAAAAACUGUCGGUUUGAGUUCUCAUCUUUAAGUCUUUUAGAAGUUCACAGCUGCCUUGCUAAGCUUCCAGAUACUAAAGUGACAGGCGUAGACGGCAUUGAUAAUUUUUUUACUUAGAAUUGCGUCGAAUAUCAUAGCGAAACCUAUUAGAUACAUUUUUAACUGUUCAUAUGCGAAGUCAAUAUUUCCUGAUCAAUGGAAAGUAGCUAAACUACACCCGAUUCCCAAAGAUAAGAAACAGCCUUUUGAAGAUAUAAAUAGUCGACCCAUCAGUCUUCUAAAUGUAUUAAGUAAACUGCACGAAAAAUUUGCGCAUAAAGAAAUCUGUCACUAUGUCUCCGAACAUAACUUAAUGCUCAAGAAUCAACAUGCAUAUAGAAUCAAUCAUAGCACUGAAUCAGCACUUUUACAUCUGACUGACAGUUGCCUUGACAACAUGGAGAAUGGUAUGCUUACUGGUGCUGCUUUGUUGGACUUUUCAGCUGCUUUCGACCUGAUUGAUCAUAAUUUGCUGCUUCUGAAAUUGAAAUGUUAUAACUUUUCAGAUAAUGCGAUUAACUGGAUCCAGUCGUAUUUAAGUGGGAGAACCUCAACCGUAUAUAUCAAUGGUGCUUUUUCUAAUCCGAUCGAGAUGACUUGUGGGGUGCCACAGGGUAGUUGUCUUGGCCCACUGCUCUUCAGUUUGUUUGUUAGUGAUUUACCAACAGUCCUAACUACAGCUGAUAUCACCUUGUACGCCGAUGAUAGCACUCCGUUCCAAUCUGGACAUAACGCCAGACUCAUAUUAGAUAAACUUCAACUUGACUUAUCUAAAGUUGAAUUAUGGGUCUCGAAGAAUCGUCUUGUUCUUAAUGCUGAUAAAACAAAUAGUAUCCUUAUUGGAAGUCGGCAGAAGAUUAAAUCAGCUCCAUCGCUUAACUUAUCCAUUAAAGAUAAAAUCAUUGAACAACUUCCAUGUGUAAAACUCCUUGGCGUCCAGGUUGACGAGAACUUAAGUUGGAAGCAGCAUUGUGAAGAUAUACUUAAAGAUUGUUCCAAAGCUCUUGGCUUACUGUUCAAGUUCAGCAGAUAUAUUCCAUCUUUUAAAGAUUAUCGCUGA